This is a messenger RNA of Naegleria fowleri, 2499 nucleotides long. RefSeq lists its product as uncharacterized. The transcript is spliced from 10 exons. Bases 1 to 2499 code for a protein of 832 amino acids. The record is from RefSeq and is a predicted model, not a curated record. Gene Ontology annotation, molecular function: microtubule motor activity; microtubule binding; ATP binding. NCBI's taxonomy places the organism in Eukaryota, Heterolobosea, Eutetramitea, Acrasida, Naegleriidae. Gene Ontology annotation, biological process: microtubule-based movement.
AUGCGAAAUCUUUCCACUGGCCUUUCCCUCAACAUUGAUAAUCUAUCAUCCGUAAACACAAUUUCAAAGAUUGUAGAUGGUACUUCAGCAUUGGAGAAAUCCUUGUCGAAGAAAUCCGGAUCAAAGAAAGUGCAAUCGUCAUCGGAGAAUCGAGAGAAUAUCAAGGUAGCAAUUAGGGUAAGGCCACAACUUGAUUAUGAGAAGGAUCAUGAAGAGUCUGUAUCAGUUGUUGAUGAGAGUACAAUUGUAAUUAGAAAGGGAAAGUCAAGAUCUGAGAUGUUUUUUGAUAGAGUGUUCCCUAAAGAGACAACUCAACAAGAGCUUUACGAAGUUGUAAAAGACACAAUUGAUGCGGUGACUCAGGGAUAUAACGGAACAAUUUUUGCUUAUGGUCAGACAGGAACUGGAAAAACAUACACUAUGAUGGGUAUUGAUUUUAGCUCUGAAAAUCUCUCAGGAGAUGAUUCAAUGAAAAAAAUAACAAUGCAAGAAAAUAGAGGAAUAAUUCCGAGAUCGGUCGAACACAUUUUGUCUACCAUAAGGAAAACAAAAAAGACCACAAGAUACAGAGUUUAUUGCUCUUAUCUUGAGAUUUAUAAUGAAAAGAUUUUUGACUUGCUCAAUUAUAAUGACAAAAUUAGCCACUUAGAUAUUCGAGAAGAUAGAAAGAAGGGCGUAUAUGUUCAAGAUUUGACAACCGUUUGUGUAACAAAGGAAGAAGAAAUUUUUGCCUUAAUGGAGCGAGGUGCAAAAAAUAGAAGCAUGGCUUCGACGGACAUGAACGAGCGAUCAUCAAGAUCUCACACAAUUUUUCAAAUGUUCAUUGAACAAGAGCCGUUGAAUCCAUCCAGCCCAGAAGAAGCAGUUGUAAAGGUUUCAAAGCUUAAUUUGGUUGAUUUAGCUGGUAGCGAAAAAUGGAACACAAUAUAUUCGUCGAAGAUGGGAGAAAAAAGGAUUCAAGAAUUGACAUCAAUUAACCAAAGCUUAUCGACAUUGGGAAACUGUAUUUCAGCUCUCAUGCAAUCGAAUAGAAGCCACAUUCCUUUCAGAGAUUCAAAAUUAACAAGACUAUUGCAGGACUCACUUGGAGGAAAUACCAAAACAGUGUUUGUCGCAACUGUUUCGUCAUCCGUCCUCGCGUAUGAUGAGUCCCAUUCAACUCUUAAAUUCGCAGAUCGAGCAAAGAGGGUUGAACUCAACGCAAGGGUAAAUGAGGUGGUUGAUGACUCAGUCCUUAUAAGAAGGUAUGAGAAAGAGAUAGAAAGAUUACGUCAAAGCGUUGAGCAACAUUCUAAAGCUUCAUCUAGAGUGAAAAGUUUGUUGGAAGAAAAUUCCAAACUAAGAGAGGAGAACAAGCAGCUUCGCGAUUUUAUCAAUAACCACGGAAUUGGAUCUGUCCCUUCAUUAGGAAAUGUGGAUAUUAACAUUCAUUCAAGAAUGCAUAAGAAACUGGAAGCGUUAGAAGAGAUCGAAAAGGAUCAAAGGGGAAGAGAAAAGGAAUUAGAAGAGUAUCAUAACUGGUUACACUCUAUUCCUGUUAAAUAUGAGGGAGAGGAGUAUAGCUUAGAUAUUAAGGAGCGUUUAAAACUUAUGGAAAUAUCUGUUAAAAUGCAGGCGCAAGAGCUCGAAAGGACAAAAAUGUUAUUUUUGAGAGAUAUUAAGAUUGUUAAGGAUGAAUUAGAUGAAAAGACUUCUGAGUUGCAGCACCUACAUGUUAGACUUAAAGAAAGAGAGGAGAGAAUAAAACAAUUGGAGGAAGACAAAGGUAAUAUAAAGCCUAACCCACCUAUCCCACAAGUUAGAACCAGCAAUGGCGAGGGAAAAACAGAAAUUCCUAGUCAGCUUUUGACAGAGUAUAGCAAGAAGAGCGAGGAAAUCCAUAGAAAUCUGACUAUUGGGAUAUCUUCUUUCAGAGAAAGCUUAAUUGAAAUGAUGCAGGAAUAUUUAAAAGAAACCCUUGGAGACUCAGAGUAUUUACCUGUAAUUGUAGAAGAAUCAAAGGGGUUAAUUGAAGGAUGUUCCGAGGCUUUGGAAGAAACAACUCAAAAUGCUCAAAGGGAGUUUAUCGAUUCUACAAGACGUUUCAUUGAAAAAUUGUGUAACACUAUUGGUGAAGGUCCUGCAUCGACUCCAGAUGCUGGAAAAUCCAUUGAUUCCUACUGCAUUUUUGAUCAACUUGCUGAGUUUAUCAAAAACUGUAUUUUGGAUGCCACAAAACAGCAAGAUGAUCCUUAUUGGAAAAGUGUUUGUGAGCGCAUUUCUCAACUCAGAGAAAUGGAAGGAAAUCUGUUCAUGACUCUAAAUCAAUCUAAAAACAAUUUAGAGAGGUUUUUACAAAUACUGUCGAAGCUUGAAAAGCCCUCGCUUGAAGAAUUUGAGUUUUACAAGUCCUACAUCAAUGAUGCUGUUUCACAAAUUUCAAAGAAUAUUGAAGGUUUUAUGAAACGAUCGUUUUUAUCGGAACAUGACGAGUCUGCAUUAUGUUCAAUAAAGAGAUGA